AAAUGAAAUUGGUCACGUAUUUACUCCUCGAACCGUAAAGCGUAAAACCAAACUUUGAUUUCGCUUUUCCUUUUUGUGGGGUCCACGAUUCCCAGCACCGAAACGUGCGUACUCGGGAAGAGCGCAAAGCAUCCGGAAUUUGUUUUUUGGUUGAAUCUUGUGUUGAAGUUAAUUUUGUGUUCCACUGCUAAAGCUUACCGCGAAGUUCCAAACAGAGUGAGCAGUCACCAUUUAGCGUGACUCAUUGAAAUUUCCAAACGGACCCAUGCGUUCGGAAGCUGAACCGAUCACCCGAAACCUGCUUCCAACGUGUGCUCCGGAACGAUCGGAUCUCCGCAUAGUGUCUGCGUAGUACGUUGCGCUUGCGUGAUUCAUGUACGCCACUGAGAGUGGAUCGGUUACACUAAAGCGUGUUACUCAUUGACCGGACAAGCGUGAUAGUUCAAUUAGGGCGACGAAAUGAAGCCAUUCAAAAACGAAUUACUGUGACGGAAAACAAAGCAACCAAAGCACCAGAAAGCUGUCAUUUGUGUGCCGCGUGUAAAAGACGAAAAUGUCAAACUCCUGGGCUCCUAAGGGAGGCUAAGCGAAGGAGGUUGUUUAUUCUUUCCGAAGCCUUUACACUAAAUCCGGCACCAUAAAAAGGAACCGCGUGGAAUGGGAAGUGGCCACAAGGAAUGCCUUUGGUCAAAAAGUGGGUUUGAGCAGUGUUCAUUAAAAGUUUUUGUUUCCCUUUUUCGUAGUGAUGUGAAGCACCGGGCGCAUGCUAAAAAAGGCUAAAAACCCAGCCCCCGCUCAUCGUCAACAAAACGUUCGAAAAAGCCUCGAGAAAAAUCACUCCAAACCGCAUCGUUUAGCAUCACACCAUCGUUCCGCAUCGAUUCGAAAGUGAAUUAUCAACAUUUUACGCUUCUGUAGUGUGUGUGUGCGUGCUUUUAAAAGAAGAAGAACAACAAAUAAAGCUACCGACAAUGAAGUCCCCACAGAAGGGGAUGCUGUUGUCCGGUGGAUGGAUGAUCGUGAUGGUGCUGUUGCUUCCCGACGGUGAAGCAUUCAACCUUUCCCCAGUGCCAAACUACGUGUUCCGGGAACCAAACUUGGAGCUGCAUAUGGAAAAAGUACGAAGUUCGUACUUUGGAUAUUCGCUUAAUCUGCGCCCAGGCGGCGUAAUGGUCGGUGCACCGAGAGCCCAAUCGGAUUUGGCGGCACAGCGUAAGGUGAACGAAACUGGCGCCAUCUACCGGUGCCGCUUUACGGACGGCGAAUGUGGACCAUACUAUUUCGAUAAGAUAGGCAACACGAAAGCAGAACAAUCGGACUUUGCUUACAACUCGGAAAAGAAGGACUUUCAAAUGCUGGGCGCAACCAUGGAUGGCCAUGGAUCCGAUGGCGAUCGGUUUGUGGUGUGCGCACCGAAAACGAUCAGUGAGCUGGUCGACUACUAUCUGCUGCAUGGCAUUUGCUACGUCACGGACGGUACCGAACAGGAACAGGAACCGAAGGACAUCCGGAAGAUUAUUCCCUUGCGUGCGAAAGAUAAACAGCUGCACAAGGAUGCGUACGGACAGUACUACAACUACAUGUACGGUGAGCAGGGCAUUAGUGUGCACGUGACCGAUGAUGGUGAAGAGAUACUGAUCGGAGCUCCGGGAGUCUUUAACUGGCGCGGUACGGUGGUGCGACAUAGACGUCGCUUCAACGAAGAUAUGGGUGGACUCAGCCGACGUGAUGAUUGGUCUGCUCAGCAUCGUCCGACCAAUCGCCACAAGCGUCAGAUCAUCCAGUACGUCAGUGAUGUACCGAAUCCAUACUUUAGCGCUGUACGGGAUGAUUCAUACUUUGGGUAUGCAGUCGGGUCGGGAGAUUUUCGCGGCGAUCGAAAGAUACUGUACGUGGCGAGUGCUCCACAAUCGAACGGGCAGGUUGGCGAGGUGUUUAUAUUCGACAUCAUCAACGCCGAUUCGUUCCUGGAAACGCAGAUCAAGGUAUACUACACCUUUCCCGGCCAGCAGCAGGGUGAAUACUUCGGGUAUGCACUGCUGGCCGAAGACUUCAAUGGCGAUGGGUUCGCGGAUCUAGCUAUCUCGGCACCGAUGCACAGCCGAUCGGGUGACCACGAUAGUGGCGUCGUGUACGUCUUCUGGAACGAGGGCGAACUGAACUUUCAGCUGCAGGGAAAGCUUGCCGGAAAUCAUGAAGUUGCUGGGCGGUUCGGUACAAGUCUCGGCAGAAUUGGGGAUAUUAACAUGGACGGAUAUAAUGACAUUGCUGUAGGAGCUCCGUUCGAGGGUAAUGGUGCCGUGUACAUCUUUCUCGGCUCAGCAGACGGACUUCAAUCGAAACCAAGUCAACGGCUAACACCGCCACCGAAUGAGCUGCUAUCGCCACAAUCCAUGUUCGGGUUCGCCCUGUCACGUGGUAGCGACAUCGACGCAAAUGGUUACAAGGAUCUGGCCGUCGGUUCACCGAACGACGAGAAGGUGUACGUUUAUCGGACGUAUCCGGUGGUGCGUAUCGAAGCGGAGGUUACCUCCUCCAAGCGGGAACUAACACUAGAAGACACAACGUUCGAUUUGUCCAUCUGCAUGAGUGCAGUGUUUGCUGCGGGGCAACCAUUUGAUGUGCAGCUCAGUUACGAGCUGAGCGUGGAUGCACAGGUUGGUCGCGUUACGCUUCCCGGUGUUGGUGGUAAUAGACGGAACGAAACCAUCACCGUUACCGGCACGAACGAAUGUCGACGAAUCGAUGUGCGUCUGAAGGCUACCGCCGCCAGCAUCUAUAAGCCAGUGCUGGUCGAGCUUUCGUACGAACUGGUGCGUCAGCUUCCCGCCGAUACGGAUGCUAGCUUCUGUGCCGCGUGUGCUCUGCUAGAUCCAACUGUCCCGAAUCGACUGAUCCAAAAGAUUUCCUUCAAAACGGGCUGCCAAGGCGAGGUUUGCGUGUCAGAUUUACGUCUGUCUGCCCGUUGGGUAGACAUUUCGCCUGUUUACGUACUUGGCAGUACGAAAAAAGCAUCACUCGAGUUCGAGGUGUACAAUGCUGGGGAGAAUGCGUACUUACCUCAACUGAACGUCACCCUUACACCGGCCCGGUUAACACUGGCAAAGUUGACAUCGGAGUGCCAGCAAACGAUAACGGCCGAAGGCGUUAAUGUGCUGUGCGAUCUCAACAACGGUUUACCGCUAAAGUCAUCCUACACCUCCCGGUACACGCUCAUUCUCGACAUGACGAAGUUGGAGGGUAGCAGUGCUGAGAUUAAGGCGGAAGCUAUGAGUUCUAGCGAGGAAUCCGUACAGGCGGAUAACUUCCUUGAGCAGGUGCUUACACUACAGGAGUUUAGCGAUAUCGAGAUAAUAGGAAAAACGUCAACAUCGGAGGUAUUCCUGGAGCAGCAAAGUGGUAUACACAAUAUUACGUAUGAGAUUCAGGUCCACAGCAAUGGUCCUAGUACGUUCCGACGGUUAGGUUUCACGCUGGAUGUGCCGCUUGUGUAUCACAAACCAAGCUCCGGACAAUCGUUCAAGAUUAUCAACCUUAACAACAUUGUCGUAACGGGAUAUUACAAUUACAAAACGCUCGACUACACGUGGACCCAAAACAACACCAUCCUGCUGCCGAAUCCGAUCGAGCAUGAUCAUAUCCUUCCGCCCACUGUAGAUGUGGAAGAUAUGCACCGAUUACCGUCCGAUUUUGAUCUCCUAUCCGGCGGUGGUGGUGGUGCUGCAAUGGGUGACUUUGCUGGCGAAAAUCAGCCUCAUGCUUACGAUCCAAGUUCGAUGGGUAUGCAUCGCCGUCGUCGGCGUGGAACCGGUUCCCAGGAACAAACGUACAACCGAUACACUGGGCAGGUUUCGGGACAUUCGCGUGUACGCCGUAGUCUGUCGAAGGUGAACGAUGCCACCGUACAGGCCCUUCCCGGGAAUCGCACCCUGUUCUUCAACUGCGCCGAGGAGGACUCCUUCAUCGAGUGUGCCCGUCUGAAUGUGGCGGUAGACAUCUUUCGGCCGACAAAUGUGCCUAUCAUCAUAACGCUUCACUUCCAGCUCGAUCUGGACGCAAUUGGUGAAGCGUUUCUCGAGCGAGAAGACAUCUUUGCCCUGAUGAUGCUGGCCGACGUGCACAAGACGGGUGACCCGGAUGGUGUCACAUUCCGUCAGGUUCGUAGCAAUCCAUUCACGGUGGUGUAUCGCUAUUCGGACGGUAGUACUCCUAUCUGGGUGUACAUUGUAUCGGGACUCGGCGGACUGUUGCUGCUGGUGGCCAUCACGUACGGUAUGUAUCGGGCCGGCUUCUUCAAACGUGCCACCAAGGAAGAAAUGGAGAAACUGCAUCGAGAGAGCACACGUCUUAACGAGCCGGAACAGGUAAAUCAAUCACCGGCAGAAGCUGCCACCGAACUCUGAACUGAAAUGCUUGCCCGUUGAUGUUGAUGAACUCAGCUUUACGACAAAACACUGGCAGCAUACUUCUUGACACCAAAUUAUUAAGGCUAAGUGUUGCAGAGACGAUCUGCUGCUAAGGUAGGGUAGUGCAUUGUUAUAUUUAUAGCUGCGUGAGCUGUUCAAUGUGCCUCACAGCUAAUACGUAGUAGAUUUCACCACCAAAACAUUCAUGUAGGAUAGGAUUUUUAGGUAUUUACUUCUAUACGGUGCAUUUAGUUGGUACGACUGUAUGGUUAUUUGAUAGUUGCUUCGCUCUUUACCACGACUUGAUUCGGUGCCCAAUUCCAUGUGAAUUAUAUUUCAUCUUACGCAGGACUUGAUUAUGUCCAGCUUACAGGUAAAUAAAACAAACGCUACUUAAAGCCAGAAACGGUUUUCUAGGUUGUAGAGUGCCACAAAGAAGAACAAGAAGCUAUUAGUAUAUCUUCAUCAAAUCCCAUCUGGAUCGUUCCCCCAUAGCAAGGUGAUUUUUUGAUCCCCGACCUCCCUAUUGUAACAAAAAGUAACGCUGAAACGUAAAAGUUUGGCUAACCCAGGAGAAAAGUUAAU
Molecule: messenger RNA, 4991 nt
Organism: Anopheles funestus (African malaria mosquito)
Lineage: Eukaryota; Metazoa; Arthropoda; Insecta; Diptera; Culicidae
Product: integrin alpha-PS3-like
Exons: 6
Coding region: 972-4403 (1143 amino acids)
Biological process (GO): cell adhesion mediated by integrin; cell-cell adhesion; integrin-mediated signaling pathway
Cellular component (GO): integrin complex; external side of plasma membrane
Molecular function (GO): integrin binding
Source: RefSeq, a predicted model, not a curated record